ACGCUGGUAAUAAACAAGGUUGGCAUCACGCUUGUUAAAAUCUAAUAUCAAUUUAUUAAUUUAAAUUUGUAAAGAACAUCAAACGGCUAAAUAUUUUUUAAUCUUAUUUAGAUAAGACCGACCCCGAUCAUAUAAAUAAUUUAGAAACAAUUUCGUUUUCUUUAGUUUGUGAAUGUUAGUUUUAAAAUAUUAAAAAAGUCAGUUUAAGCGGGUGAAAAAAAACGCGCGUUGGAAAUGUUUCAAUAACUUCAGAACAUUCAAAAAAUUGUAUUUAUGUGACGUGCUGGUUUAGUUAUUGUGAAAAAUCAAUACAUCAUUGUUCUUUUCUGUAUGUGAGUGCUUAAGACUGUGUAGGAAGUUUGUUAAACAAAAGUACUUUGUUAACGCUAGCUCACGCGCACAGGAUACCACAAUUGGCAGGGGAGGUCUGCAUCACCUAACACAAAGCGUCUGUUUUUUACCGUUCUACAAACUAAACGCAGGCAAUUUUGCAUUAUUAACUGAAGGCAAAAGCUAUAACUCCUUGCAAACAGUGUCGAGUUCACCCACGACUACAACUGUAAACAUUGGACGUAGCCUCAAACUGUAUACAGUCUCUUAUUUUACCUGUAUUGUGCUUGGAAUCGCUUGUGAUUUAUAUACAUAUGCGAAAAAAGGAAUUAAUUUGGGUACAUAGCACAAAUUACACAACUGCAAAGCUUGGCGAGUUGAGGUCAAACAAAAUGAGCGCAAUCACUCAGGAAUUUUGCGUACGCUGGAACAGCCAUCUUGGUAGUAUUGGCGCUGCUUUUCCACAGCUAUUAGCCGGUCAGAGAUUUGUGGAUGUAACACUAGCCUGUGAAGGUCACCAGUUGCAUUGUCACCGUCUAGUGCUGGCCGCAUGCUCUACAUACUUUGAAGCCAUAUUGGCGGAAAAUCCCUGUAAGCAUCCCGUUAUAAUUUUACCAGGAGAGAUCAAGCUCUGGGAGAUUCAGGCGCUUGUAGAUUUUAUGUAUAAGGGAGAGGUAAAUGUCACGCAGGCCGGUCUGGGCCAGUUGCUUCGAUGUGCCGAACAGCUUCGAAUACGCGGUCUAUACGGGUCAGAGGCGGCAAUAAACUACAAUCAACUUCAACAGAUAAGAAAGGAAGCUGUCAAGGACGUAGCCCCAGUCAUCAGGAGACUUAACAAUAUAGACGUGAUUGAAAAGGAAGAUGUAGCUACAAACUUAACCGCCUCAAUAUCUACUACGACCACGCCAGCACAGACUGCCCUAGAGCACCAUCAACAACAAAAACUAGUACUGCAGCAACAGCAGCAGAAGGAACAGCAUCAGCGUCAGCAGGCAAAUGGUAGUAAUAUCCUGCACCUACAGAGACCACAUCAGAAGCAACCACAACAGCUUUUAAACACCGCCUCCUCAGCAACCGCUUCCAACAACUCAAAUGUACCGACCGAAGACGAAUCCGCGGAUGAUGCUUUUAAUAACUGGAACGCAUAUAAUGAUCAUUGCGAUGACUUAAGCGUAUCCGCAACAGAUGAAAAAAACAAAACACAGAUGUUGCUCCUCCAGACAAGGUCCCAACAGCACCUAAAGCAUCAGCCACAUAAUUUUGACUCCACCAUCGAAGACGAUCACAACUAUGUAGCUGCUCACGAUGAUGACAAUGAAAGCAGCGUAGCCCGUAUUGCAAGCAGCGGGAGUGGCCUUCCCCAAAUUUUCGACGCAGAUACUCCUGGCAACAUAUCGGUAGGCCUCAUGCAUAGCUCAAUCGAUAGCUACACCUCAUAUAAGCGUGUUCGACGUUCGGAGGCCUCUUUAGCACAAGCGGCUAAAUGCGUUUCAAAGGGCGAGACAUUCCAAACAGUCAGCAAUAUGUUCAAUAUACCCGUCUCAACCAUUCGUUUCUAUAUGGCACGAAAAGGCAUUCUUCCGAAGCGAAAACGCGGACGUGGAGCCUCUCAUGCGGGAAAUUUAUUUACAACAGCGAACGCAAGUACGCUUUUGACUCCAAAUUCUGGCACAGCUCAUCACCUGUCUCAAAAUACACCUUUAGAUACCGUACUAAAGAGCGGCAAUAAAAACGCAAGCGGAAGCAAUAGUCCAGCGGCGGUAACGGCAACUUCUAAUUUACCGUCCCUAGAAAUUGGCACAACAGCGGCUGGUGUGCCUUUCCAUAUCCUUAGCGAUGCGUCGACUUUCAAACUGAGCGAGCAGCACCAAUUACAUAUGAUCUAACCAUGCUGCUUACCUUUCUUUAGCCUGACAUUAAUGCAUAUUUGAAUUGAGAAUGAGGUUUUGCAGACGCUUUGUUUUGUGCUAUAUGUCAGGUUGAUGGUAUGGAAAACAUAAGAUUUGUAUGACUUCUGAUAAAGAAAACGAAUGCCUAUGAGUUUUUUUUGGCUUCUUAUAUUCCUCAUACAACAAAACGCACGCCAUGUUGAAGAUAGCCAUGUGGUAAACACAGCAAAAUUUCAUUCAAGAACAUCAAUUUUUUUUUAAUAAAAUAUUUUUCUCAUCCAGGAAUAUAAAUUAUUGAAUGUGUUUAAAAAACAACAUACGCUAAUCUCAUUAUACAUUGCUAUUAAGGCUUACCAGCUGCUUCCUGAAUUUAAAUGUUUCUAGUGUUAGCAUUCAGUUGCGCUCUGGUUGAAGUGAAUAAUAAUAAAGACUUAUUUUUUAGUUAGUGCAUUUACAAUGACGACUACUUCUUGAAUUUUCAUAUUAUAUGCACUCAUCUUCUAUUGUCUACUGUUAUUCAUUUUAUGUCUGUCUUCGUUUCAUAACUUGAUUAUACCACACUCAUGAGUUAACUGAUGAUAUGUAUGUAUAUGGUUAUACUCAUAAUUCUUACCAUUUCAUGAAUUAUUCAAUUUUGAUAUUAAUAUUUUUGUGCAAUAUGUCAUGAAGUGGAUAUUAAUAUCAAGCUCAUGAGAAAAACAGCGAGCAAACUAAACUAAACGAACUCCAUUAAAAUUUAUUUAAGGGUAUUUACAAGAGUAUUUACAAACACAAAAAACUUCAUUUAUAUAAGUUAUUUUGUUAAUCUUAAAUUCGGAAAAUUAAAUUAGUUACAAAUUAAUCUAAAAUGUAAUUAUGUAAAUGUCUUAUGUAUAACUUUAUAAAACACUUAAACUAGUUAAGUGCUCAUCAGGUAUAGUUUUUUGUUUUUAAAAAAUUUGAAUUAAAUAAAUUCCGGUUUUUAUAAAAUACAAAAGUGGUAUUUCUUAUAUUUAUCUACAGAACCUUAAUGUCAGAAUGCUUGCCAUGUUAAAUUUUUUGCAAUUAAAUACAAUUUUGUUCGGAAAAAAAUGUAAAAAAUGUUGAAGUACAAACAGCAUAAGAAAGCUAACAAAAAAGUUUUUUUUAUAAGAAAAAAAAAAAAACAAAUAGUAAAGAACAAAUUUAUGCGCGAAGUUUAUUUUUAAUAUAAGAUAAAUACUUUGAAUACCUUAAAUGACAAAAUUGAUAAACAAUGAAACACGGAAACUUUUGUAAAUUCACAGGAAAAAAAUUAAAGGGUAUUACGCUUAUUUUGCAUACAAACCACCACCUAGUUACAAAAAUAUGAAAACAGUUGUUCUUUAAAACAAACCGAAUACUCAUUAAAAUAGUUUAAUAAUCA
This is a messenger RNA of Drosophila miranda, 3603 nucleotides long. RefSeq names its product broad-complex core protein isoforms 1/2/3/4/5. The transcript is spliced from 4 exons. The coding region runs from base 645 to 2216 and encodes 523 amino acids. NCBI's taxonomy places the organism in Eukaryota, Metazoa, Arthropoda, Insecta, Diptera, Drosophilidae. The record is from RefSeq and is a predicted model, not a curated record. Gene Ontology annotation, biological process: regulation of transcription by RNA polymerase II. Gene Ontology annotation, molecular function: protein binding; DNA binding. Gene Ontology annotation, cellular component: nucleus.